Molecule: messenger RNA, 5290 nt
Organism: Carlito syrichta (Philippine tarsier)
Lineage: Eukaryota; Metazoa; Chordata; Mammalia; Primates; Tarsiidae
Gene: GPR158
Product: G protein-coupled receptor 158
Exons: 7
Coding region: 1-2349 (782 amino acids)
Biological process (GO): G protein-coupled receptor signaling pathway
Cellular component (GO): membrane
Molecular function (GO): G protein-coupled receptor activity
Source: RefSeq, a predicted model, not a curated record
AUGUCAGCACCUACCAUGGCCCUCAGCAAUGUUCAUGCCUCUAGUAUGAAAAACCAAAAGUCAUCAGUUGAUCCUGAAGGUCUCUUUCUUUCUGUUCUCCUCCCACAGGUUGUUAUUUUGUACUUUGAGCCAAGCACAUUUCGCUGUAUUCUUCUAAGAUGGGUCCGUCUUCUUGGUUUUGCUACUGUCUAUGGAACUGUCACUCUCAAGCUUCACAGGGUUUUGAAGGUGUUUCUUUCACGAACAGCCCAACGAAUUCCAUAUAUGACUGGUGGACGGGUCAUGAGGAUGCUGGCAGUUAUACUCUUGGUAGUGUUUUGGUUUCUCAUUGGCUGGACUUCAUCUGUGUGCCAGAAUUUGGAGAGGCAGAUUUCACUUAUUGGCCAGGGGCAAACAUCCGAUCACCUCAUCUUCAAUAUGUGCCUCAUUGACCGCUGGGAUUACAUGACAGCAGUUGCUGAAUUUUUAUUCCUCUUGUGGGGUGUUUAUCUCUGCUAUGCAGUGCGGACAGUCCCAUCGGCAUUUCACGAGCCGCGCUACAUGGCUGUUGCAGUUCACAAUGAGCUCAUUAUCUCUGCUAUAUUCCAUACAAUUAGAUUUGUUCUUGCCUCAAGACUUCAGUCUGAUUGGAUGUUGAUGCUGUAUUUUGCACAUACUCAUUUGACUGUGACUGUCACCAUCGGGUUGCUUUUGAUUCCAAAGUUUUCACAUUCAAGCAAUAACCCACGAGACGAUAUUGCCACAGAAGCAUAUGAAGAUGAGCUGGACAUGGGCCGAUCUGGGUCCUACCUGAACAGCAGUAUCAAUUCAGCAUGGAGUGAGCACAGUUUGGAUCCAGAGGACAUCCGGGAUGAACUAAAGAAACUCUAUGCCCAAUUGGAAAUAUACAAAAGGAAGAAGAUGAUCACAAAUAAUCCCCACCUCCAGAAAAAGCGGUGCUCAAAGAAGGGCCUAGGCCGUUCCAUCAUGAGGCGUAUUACUGAGAUCCCUGAGACGGUCAGCAGGCAGUGUUCCAAGGAGGACAAGGAAGUUGCAGACCAUGGCACAGCCAAAAGUACUGCCCUUGCCAGGAAGAACCCGCCAGAGUCUUCAGGUAACGCUGGGAGACCCAAGGAGGAAUCCCUGAAAAACCGAGUCUUCUCUCUCAAGAAAUCCCAUAGCACGUACGACCACGUGAGAGACCAGACGGAAGAGUCCAAUAGCCUGCCCACAGAAAGCCAGGAAGAGGAGGCAACAGAAAAUUCCACAUUGGAAUCACUGUCAGGUAAAAAACUCACACAAAAGCUUAAAGAAGACAGCGAGACUGAGUCCACGGAGUCAGUGCCGUUGGUGUGCAAGUCAGCAAGCGCUCACAACCUCAGCUCGGAGAAGAAGCCCGGGCACCCACGCACAUCCAUGUUGCAGAAGUCACUCAGUGUCAUAGCAAGUGCCAAGGAGAAGACUCUUGGAUUAGCUGGGAAAACCCAAACAGCAGGUGUGGAAGAACGUGCUAAAUCCCAGAAACCUCUGCCAAAAGAUAAAGAGACAAACAGAAAUUACUCAAAUUCGGAUAACACAGAGACUAAAGAUUCUGCCCUCCAAAACUCCAGUCAUGUGGAGGAGCCCAGAAAGCCUCAGAAAUCUGGGAUUAUGAAACAGCAAAGGAUCAAUCUCCCCACUGCCAAUUCUGACCUGAGCCCGGGCACCACCCAGAUGAAGGACAACUUUGACAUUGGGGAAGUGUGCCCUUGGGAGAUUUAUGACCUGACCCCUGGUCCUGUGCCUUCUGAAUCAAAAGUUCAAAAACACGUAUCUAUUGUGGCUUCUGAAAUGGAGAAAAACUCAACUUUUUCCUUAAAGGAGAAAUCUCACCACAAGCCUAAGGCAGCUGAGGUUUGUCAGCAGUCCAAUCAAAAGGGCCUAGAUAAGGCUGAAGUGUGCCCUUGGGAGAGCCAAGGCCAGCCCCUUUUGGAAGAUGAGAAGAAUUUGAUUUCCAAAACUGCAGUUCUUCCAGGGAAAGCUAAAAACAACAACGGGGGUCAGCCUCAUGCAGCCAACAUGUGUGCUGGGCAGUAUGAAGAACUGCCCCCCAAAGCUGUAGCAUUGAAAAUAGAAAAUGAAAAUCUCAGCCAAAUAGACCAGGGAGAAAAGACAUCUUCCUCUGAGGAAAAUGUGCCUGGCUUCUGUAACUCAAGUAAUAACUUUCAACGACCUUUAACAUCACGAGCUGAGGUGUGUCCUUGGGAGUUUGAGAUUCCAGAUAAACCAAAUGCUGAAAGAAGUGUAGCUUUACCUGCCUCUUCUACUCUAAGUGCAAAUAAGAUAGCAGGGCCUCGGAAAGAAGAGGUCUGGGAUACGUUUAAAGUGUAGCAUCCCCAGGAAGAAGGGGAGAAGGGGGAAACCCAGGAUUAGAUACAAGACAGAAAAUAUAAGAAUCAAAAAUUCCCAAGGAGUAUUUAUCAGUCAAGGGAAGCAUGAUAGACAGUGAGGUAAGGUCAAAGGCAUGGGCGAAAGAGGACCAGAAAAGAAGGAGCAGCAACAUCAUAAUAGAGAACUUAGACUGUGGCCAAGAAAAGUCAUUCCCCUAGUAUCACUAGGAAAAUCUUUACUCUUCAGCAUGUUUAAGGGGAAUAGCCCACAAUGUCCGCCCCUUAUCAAUGUUUACCCCUGGUCCUAAGCAAAGCAAGCUAGAAGACACAGAAGAUAUUUUGCAAAGAAGAAAAAGGUAUAGACAUAUAUGACUGAAAUUCUAAGUAGCUGACUGAAAAGAACUUACUUUACCUAUUUAACCUUGAUAGCACUGCUAACUUACUGCAUCCAAAAAUACCUUUUAUAUUAAUGAUUGCUCUCAUUUUCUUAUAAAUGUAUGUUUCAGUACAUUGUUGUGUCUCAUAUUCAAGCAUUCCAGAUUGUAUAAUUUUUGCAAAUAACUUUGGUAUUAUGUGACACAACACAUUUAUGCAAUCUGCAGCUACUCAAUUGUUAUUGCACCUUACAGAUUACCUGCUAUCUAUCAACUUUAGUUGAUUCUUGAAGUACAGUAAGCUUUCUCUGGCUUGGGAAGCCAUAACUGUUAUGAUAAAACAUUUUAGUUUUGGCUGUGGUUUAUAUAUGGUGAAUUUGAAUUUUACUCUAUUAUUUCACAUCAUGGUUUGUUAUACUGUCUUAAUCAGGGUUUUUUAUACAAGUUAAGUUUCCUGUUUUGCACUUCUUGUUAGGACUCAGAAGCUUUAUUAAUAUUAGAGAUCAAGUGGUCCUACUUUGUCAUAUGUCUCAAUAAGUUAAGGACAACUUAUCCAUUGUUUAUUCGAAGUCAGAGAUAGAUAAUACCUUCAUUCCAAUUAAUCGUCCCUUUUACUCUUUCAGUAUUUCAUACUUAGCAGCAUUUCCUAAGGAAGAUGCUAAGAGUGAGAAAAAUACACUGUGCAUUAUUAUUACCACUGGAAAGGGAAGACUCUAGGAAUGACAUGAGAAAUAUACAGUACUACACAACCAGACAUUUGCCUUUCAAAACAAAGACAGGAAAGUAGCUCCUGAUAGCACUUUCAAGGGAUUAUUUUUUUAAAGAGAAAAAUUAUGAUAGCAUCAAAAUCAUUGUAUGGAUAUAUUUUUAUUAUGCAUACUGAAAAUAUAAUAUUUUAAAUUACCUUAAACUAUUUAUUCUCAUAAAUUCUUAUUGCUUCAGCUAGAGGUAGAACUUGCUGGGCUCAAAUCCCAAAGAGGUUUUAUGACCUUAUUUAUUCAAAGCCUAUAAGGUGAUAUGGGCUCUUCAUUCUCCCAAGCACUGGAAAACUUACAAGUCCUGCAAAUAGCCAUUGUGAACCCCUAGCUCAAAAUGUAAAGUAUAAGGUUUAUUUGCAAGGCAAAACAGUCCCCAAAGCAUAUUGUAUAAAACUUAUUGCAUACUACGCUGAUCUCUUGGCAUGAAAAUCCUCAGCUGCUGACUUAGCCCUACUGGUGUGAUCCUACAGUGAGAUUCCAAAGCUCAGCCUUAUUUUAUUUAAAGAUAAAUUACUUAAAAAUAGAACCGAGACUUCCCUUUUUCUCACUGUAAACACUGAAGUAUCAACUGCUUAUUUGGCCAGGACACUUCCAGCCUAAAUAACUGUUUUUUAUUCCAUGAGCGGCAAGGAGAACAUGCUAGGAGGAUAAAAGAUGGAAAAAGGGAAUCAGAUAGUAGAUAAAGGGCUGUUCUUAGAGAACAUUAUUCUCAGUGGAAGGUAAAAACAGAAUUCUCCACAUUCAUCAUCAAAUUUUUCCCAGUGAUUUUUAUUCAGGAGUAAGCGAGCACUUCACUGUUUUGCAAAGCUGUGUACAAAUCUUCCUCACCCAGUUGCUUGCUUUGUGCAUUACUCAGGUUGGUGGGGUAGGUUUGAAAAGAUAUAGAAAUUCUAUUUUUGUGCAUUCCUGCAUUUAUUUUUCAUCCCUUCCUUUUCAGUGAAGGCCUAUGUGCUUGGUGACCUACUUUAAAGUAUUUUUGUGAAUUUGGUUUGGAGCCUCUAGACCCACACACUUGUUUCAUUUAUGUCUGGGAUCUGUUAGCACUUGAUUCCUUUAUUGAGAAAUAUGUGGUCAAGCACCAAUGACUUUUUAUUGCACUCCAGGAUGAUCCUGCUAGAGAUGUGGCUUAAAAAGAGACUUGCCAAAUUAUACCGUAGUGACGCUCAAUAGUUCAUAGAUUAUUCUCCACCAGCAUAAGACAGUGAGAGUGCCUAGGGUCUUCCCGAGAGUUUCAUUGCCAUUACUUAGCACCAAGAGAAGUUUAAAUUUACAAUUCCGGAGGUUAUUUUUUCAGAGUGAUAACAAUAAGAAAGUGAAUAAACACUAUUAAGGUUGCAAACAUUUGCUAGGUUGUCCUUCUCAAUGCAUGUGCAGGCUGCAUCCUGUCCUUGUUUUUAUGCCAGGGUUUAUAAAUAAGUAGAUUUAUACCAAUCUUAAUAGAACUGUAUAUUUUAUGCAAGAAUUAAAUGCUUUACAACAUGAAGUAUAACUCAACCCAUUGUAAACUUUGGUGGCAAUAUGGAUUUGAAACUCGACAGUUCUCUUGUAUUUGCUUCCUAGGUUUCUGCAUGCAAGUUAUGACAGGUAGGACUGAAAAACACUGCCUUUUGACUUCUAGCAUUUAGCAACCAAGAGAUGUAGAAUCAAUAAAGAUGUAAGUCUCUUCACUUAACCUGUAGUUCUCCUAAAACUAUUAUCUGAAAUCUACAGCAUCCCACCAUGAACUAUUUGGUAAAUUUAUGUUGUGACGUGUUGCAGCAUGUAAAUAAUUAUAACUUCUCUGCAAUAAAACAUAUUUAUAUGAAAGUGA